GGAGGCGGUCGCGCGUGCGCCGUCUCUGCUCCCGGCAGGUAUGGCGUGGGGCGGAGCUGCGCGCGCGCCCUGGGGGUGGCGGAAGAGGCGGGUACUGCGGUAACGGUCCGCGCCGCUCGAAGCCGUGUGCGUUGAGGUGCGUGUGGAGAGCUCGGCGGUGUCUGCUGAGCCACAUGUGGUGCCAAUGGAGUACAGCAUGUGGGCUCGUUCUAGAAGUGACGAUGAAGAACUGCUCGUAGCUGUGGAGUCGUUACGGAGUCAGCUGAGGAGAACUGAGAAAAGCUUACAGAGCGUAGGGGCAGAGCUUUCCAGCGCUGGUAUGAGGGAACAUUCUGAUUGCUGCUUUGAUGAGGCUGCAGACCUCACCCUGGAGAACCUUGUUCAGCUUACCUGCAACAGUCAGUGCUCUUCCAACUGCAAGAAGACUGUUGGUAAAACGUAUUGCUGGGAUUUUCAAAGAAAAUCCAAACAGGACUUGAUGCCUACAGCUUUUGAUAAAGCUGUGGAAGAAAAUGAACAUCUUAAGGAGAAACUGAAUGAUCUUUUUGAGCAAAAUGCAUCUUUGGCUUCUCAGAACCAUUACCUAAAGAACAGAGUUGAAACAACAAACUUGGAAUUGAUGGAGUCAAAAACAAGAAUUUCUUACCUUGAGUCAACUUUAGGUACACAUUUAGUCAGCAUUCCUAAGUUAGAAGAGCGAAUUGUAACUUUGGAAGCAGAAGUUUCAGCCCAAGAUAAAAUUCUAAGAGAUGCAGAAAAUAAACUAGAGCAAAGCCAGAAAACAGUAAUGGAAAGAGAAAGCGUGUUGCAAAGAUACAAAAAGGACUAUGAAAAUCUGAAAAUUGAGUUAAUUGAACGGAAUGAGCAAGGAAAAAGAGCAGAACAACAAAGAAAUGAAGCUUUAUUGAAUGCUGAGGAGCUAACAAGAGUUUUCCAAAAGUAUAAGGAGAAAAUAACUGGAAGAUUUGAAAAGGUUCAAGCUGAAGGAGCACGUUUAGAAAACUAUAUAGUUAAUUGUGAAAAAGAAAGAGAGAAGUUGAAUGAAAAAUGUGUCAGCUACAGAAAGCAUCUAGACAUCCAGGAUGAGCAAUUAAGGCAACUAAGGGAAGAGAAUCACAACGCAAAAAAAGAAAUUGUAACUCUGGAGGCAAAGAACAGUGAAAUGAUGUCAACAUUGAAUCAGUCUAAUCAGAAGAUCCUUGGGCUUGAAAAGGAACUUAAUGAAAAGAAAAGAGUACUUAAAGAGAAAAAUGCUCUUGUCAGUGAAAAUGCAGAGCUGAGAGCGCUUAAUGCACAACAGCAUGACAACUUGAAAUUAUGCCAUCAAGAAAUGGAGAAUUCAAGGCGAGAGCUCAACUUACUAGAAACCAUAAUUUCUCAGUUGUCUUCAAGUACAUCUGAAGAGUUUAAUUGGCAUAACCUGAAAUGUCAGCUAUCCAGUUCAUCCACCAAAGAAGCUGUCUCUGAAUCUUGGGAAUCAAAUAAACCUUUGACUGCAGGCCUGAGCACAGAAUUAGCAACAAAGGAAGCAGAAACUGGAAAGCCUCACACAAACUUAACUGCCUCUAAUACAGUUGAGCACUUAUUGAAUGAAAGUGAAAGACAAGAAAAAAGAGGGCUGUGUGGCCUGGAAACAGAGCCUGUCAAAUUGAUCAAAACUCAAGAAGAGAGGAGUAAAUGUCAACAGCUGGAACUUGUCAGUAAACAGUUUGAAAAGGAGAGACAAAGAUUCAAGAAGGAGAUGGAAAAAUUACGUGUUAAACUGGCAAAACUAGAUAAUGAGAAUUUGUCUUUGAAGACCAGCAUGGCUCAGAGAACCAGUCAGUUUCAAAGCAUGCAGGAAGAGCUAUCAGCGAAGACUUUAAAAACUAAUACCUUAAAGCAAGAAGUAGCAAAGAAAUCUACUCAGCUUUCUGCGCUUAAGAAACAACUGGAAGAAAAAUCUGUUGCUUAUUCUGCUGCUGCAGCGCGAAGUACUGAAUUGGAACAGGAACUCAUGAGAAAAAACAAACACAUUCGUGAGUUGGAAACAACUGUCAGUGAAGAACACAAGCAGCUAACUUCUGCUUUUGAAAAAGCAAAAUUGAUUCAUCUUGAGCAGCACAGAGAGAUGGAGAAACAAAUAGAACUACUUCAGACACAGCUAGAUAAGAAACAUCAACAAUUUGUAGAACAAGAGACGACAAUAUCUGUUUUGCAACAAGAUAUUAUACAUAAACAGCAUCACAUCGAAUCAUUGGAUGGACUACUGAUGGAGAGCGGAGAGGAACUGAAGAAGCAAGAUCUCAAGAAAGAUGAGAGACUGAAGAUACUGGAGAGUCAGUUAAAUGAGCAAACAAUCAAAGUGAAACAACUUGAGUCAGCGCUAGAUGUAUGUAAGGAAGAACUUGCACUGUAUUUGAGUCGGACGGAAGAAAAUAAGGAGAUGUUUGAAAAUCAGCUCAAAAAGAAGUCUAAAGAGGUUUGUUAUUUGCAAAAAGAAAUAAAACUAAAAGGUCGUAAUCUUCAGGACACAAGUGAACAGAACAUUCUCCUGCAACAGACUUUGCAUCAUCAGCAGCAAAUGUUGCAGCAAGAAACUAUUAGAACUGGGGAACUGGAAGAUAAUCAAACCAAGCUUGAAGAACAGGUAUCUACUUUAGAACAAGAACUUCAGAAACAGAAGGUAUAUGCAGAAGAUGAGUUGAGAAAGGUAGAGGAGAAACUCUACCUAGCUUGCCAGGAAGCAGAUUUAAGCAGACGAAAGGUGGAUGAACUUAAUAACAUAAUCCGGCAAAAGACACUGGAGAUGGAUGAGUGUAAGAAUGAACUUUCUGGUAUGGGAAAAGAAGUAGUGCAAUUAAAACAAGACAUUGAUGACAAAACAAUGCAAAUAAGUCAUUUGGACAUCACUUUGAAGGAAGCACGAUCAGAGCUCAGUGGAAAGACAAGUGAGGUGACCGCUUUAGAAGAUAAACUGCUUCAAAGUGAGACUUGCCACAGGGAGGCAUUACAGAAAAUAGCGGGGCUAGAAUCUGCAUUGCAAAAUGCCCAUGGAGAAUUAAAAGUCAUUUCACUACAGCUUCAGGGGUUGCAAGAUGCGUUACAGAAUGCACAGUUGUCUCUGGAGGAGAAGCAGGCUACUAUCAUGAAUCUAACAGCUGAGCUCAGGUAUUGCAAGGGAGAAAUUGAAGACAAAAAACAAGAGCUGCUUGACAUGGACCAAGCACUGAAAGAAAGGAAUUGGGAACUGAAACAAAGAGCAGCACAGAUUACACAGUUGGAUAUGACAGUUCGUGAGCAUAAGGGAGAAAUGGAACAACAAAUAAUUCAGUUAGAGUGCAAUUUAGAGAAAUCAGAGUUAGAAGUUAAGGAAUGUAACAAACAGAUUGAGAGCUUAGAGAGCAAACUCCAGCAUUCUAAGGAGGAACUUCGUGAAAAAGACUUUGAACUGCUCCAGAGAAAUCAAGAAAUAAAUCAGCUGAAGAAGAAAAUGGGAAGACAACAACAGAGCCUAGAAGCUCUUGAAAAAACAGUGAAAAACCAGGAGAAUUGCAUUGGAGACCAGUACAGGGAAGCAUUAGAUUUGGGUCAGCAAUUGAAGCUAGAACGAGAACAGCUGCAGCAUACUCACUCAGAGCUGGUGGAGGCUCGUCAAAUGCUAGUGCAGUCCCAAAGAGAAGCAGACAGACUCGCGUGUGAAUUAGAAGAAGUAAACCAUCUGUCCCAAGAGAAGGAAUCUCGUGCAAACCGUCUGGCAGAAGAACUGGGUGCUGCCAAGGCUCGUGAAGCUCAACUAGAACUACAAAUGCAAUCUGAGAUAAACAGGCUUUUUGCAGAAAUAAGUUCAUUACAAGACACUCGUCAGAUAAAGAAGCUUGCUCGCGAGAAAGACCAAGCGAAAAGACAGAUAUCAACAGAACACCAGAAAUUUGAUUCUUACCAUCUGAGUGAACACUUGCAGCAGAUGAAGGUAGAGUCAGAAGAGGCUCAAGAUAAUGUCAGUAAUCUGCAGUUACAGCUUCAGGUUGUUCCUCAGGAAUUGGAUUGGCCUUAGCUGUAAAAAUGGCAAAAGAUGAACAGGAAAGAUUUAAAGGUAACAACAUUUCUGUUAUUUAUCUUUAUUUAAAAUACAUAUAUCUUUCAAUGCAAUAGUUUUGUGUUUCAUUCCCCAUUACUUAAUAGAUUAUAGUAAUUCAAUCUGACUCUUUUCUUGUCAGUUUCCCCUUCCUAUCAUCAAGGAAAUAGUGCAGUGAAAAUAUACCACUUCUUGUGAGCAAAUAGUAUUUUAGCUUGAACACCUGCAUCAAUUGAACAGAUCUCUCUCUCUCUCUUUCUCUUAUGCUUGUAGUUAGCUUCAUUUCUGGCUACUAAAAAUUUUGUUGAAUGAAAUGUUUGUGUCAAUUUGAAGGCCAAAGAAAUUCGUUUAGAAGAAAAAAUAAUCUUGUAGUUAUUUUCCCUGAUGUGUUUCAUUAUUCUAACCCUAUGCACCUGUAAGAGGGUGAACAGAAGAAAUGGGAUAUUUGCUAUGACUGUAAGUAGAUGGCAAGGUAAAUAUAUCAGCCUGCAGGAAAUCAGUUUCUCAUCAUUCUUUACAGCAUUUUACUGCAAGGGGGCUGGUUGCAGAUGCACAGUUUUAUGGAUAAUUAUGGUACAGUAACAAAACUACAUGAUCAUUAUGGUCCUUUUCAACCCAGGCCAUUCUAUGAUUUAUUCUGGGAAGUUGCUCGCAUAUAUGAACAUUUUUACAACUUGAGGAAGCAGCUAUCAUUUUUAAUAGCUCUUUUUGUUAGCUAGCAUGUGAUUAAAAAAAAAAGCAUAUAUAGACUCCAAUAUUAUGUUUGGAAUUAUUAAAAAUGACUCAGCAGCCUGGCUUGGUACUAUGCUGUGUGUUUUACUUUGUGCAUAGUGACUUAAUUCUCAAUUUUAAUUUUUUGAAGGUUUCAGAACCAGAUUCUGGGGAAUUAGUGCUAGUUUAUGUUGAAAAUGGGAUCUUCCUACUUCAAGUUUUUGUCUAGAUUCUAUUACUGACAUUUAAGAUAUAGAUGAAAAAAUAUUCUUUACGCUGCCACAGGAAAGAUUUUAGUUUCUGAUCGACUAUGGCUUCUGAUUUGUUGCAGUGUAUGCCACAAUGCGGAAUCUGGCCAAGAAAGAUGCACUUGAGGAAGCUGCAGGUCAUAAUCUGGGCAAAACCUUGGAAAUUAAGCAACUGGAUGUCUGUGAUGAACAGUCCAUUAAAACUUGUGUGAAUAGUAUCCCUGACAGAAGGAUUGAUGUCCUAGGCAAGUACAGGAUGUGAACAGAUAAGUACUGUUUUUCUCCUCAAAUACACUGGAGAAGCUUCACUGGUGCAUUUUUUCAUGUCAUUAAAGUAAUAGUCAUUGCAUAGUUUGCUCUGUUCGUGGUUCUUUGGGCUUUGUGCAGACAUGAAUUAAAUCUCACUGUGCUUCUGUGAAGUUGGGAAGCUCGUUUUCUUUAUUUACAGAGGAGAAGCUUGAUUGCAGAAACUGUUGGAUUAGAUGAUGAAGUUCUAUUAUAAUAAAGUGUGAGAACUUUUUGCCCAAAUCUGCAUCCUUGUGUACAAGACUUACUGCCCUAUCGACAACCAUAGCCCUGUCAGUCCUGCCUAAUAAGAAAGCAAUAGCAUUCGGAAAUCAGAAGUAAAAUAACGCAAAGAGUUCUUUAAUUUGGUGUGGAGAAUUAUAGUUGUGCUGUGCAAAUAAUUCAGCAAUUAGUGUUCUCAUACUCUUUUGCUAAAAAUAAACACUGAUAUCUUAGGAAACACUGAUAUCUUAAGAUGGAAGAUGCUUACACACUCAAGAAUGAAAUCUCUGAGAGAAAAUCAUGGACCUGCCUUUCUUUUGAUAAAGUUUAAAAACUGUUUAACAAAAUACAUUUGCAAACUAUAUUAUGAUCUAAUUUCUAAAAUAUGAUAGUUUUAUUGUAGAACACCUCCUCUAUCAGUCAUUCCCAACUUGUAAAUAUUUGGGAGACAAAACAGAAACAAAAACUGUGAGGGUAGUGU
Messenger RNA from Meleagris gallopavo (turkey), 6004 nucleotides. The record is from RefSeq and is a predicted model, not a curated record. NCBI's taxonomy places the organism in Eukaryota, Metazoa, Chordata, Aves, Galliformes, Phasianidae.